AUGCCAGGGACACUCUUGCCCCCGAGAUCACACCGGCAGCACGCAGAGAUGGAUCGAUCUUCUGCGUCCCGGCCCGACCUCUACUUGAUUACUGAUCAGGACAUCGUUUAUGAGCAAGACUUGCUACGCGACGCCACUAGUGUCAAACCAUGGCUUGCAUACAUCGAAUUCAAGCAGCAAAAUGGCACCCUCUACGAACAGGCCUUCGUCAUGGAGCGUGCCUGCAAGCAAUUGCCGCGAUCAUACAAGCUCUGGAAAAUGUAUCUUGAGUUCCGUACGAAUCACCUGAAGGGUCGCAAUCCCACGGUCUAUCGCGCCGAAUACCAGAAGGUCAAUGCCCUCUUCGAACGAGCUUUGAUUCUCCUCAACAAGAUGCCGCGCAUCUGGGAAAUGUAUCUUUCAUUCCUCCUCCAGCAGCCCUCAGUCACCCAGACUCGACGAACCUUUGAUCGAUCUUUGCGAGCCCUACCAGUCACACAGCACAACCGAAUCUGGAGGCUUUACAAGGGCUUCGCCCGAUCUGCUUCCGGACAGACUGCUGUCAAAAUCUUUGCGCGGUACAUGCAAAUCCACCCCGAGAACAUCGAGGAAUACAUCGAAUUGCUCGUUGAAAUGGGUGAAUACACAGAAGCCGUGAAGAAGUUCAUGGACGUUCUCGACAAUCCUCGGUUCCAAUCCAAGAAUGGCAAAAGUCCCUUCCAGCUGUGGACAGAGAUGGUUGACCUUCUCGUUUCGAAGGCGAAGAAGAUCCAGACUGGUCCUCAAUCCGGAAUUGAUGUCGAUGCUAUUCUCCGCAGUGGCAUUCAGCGCUUUGCAGACCAGCGGGGUAAGCUUUGGGCUGGCCUGGCGACAUACUGGAUCACUAAGGGCAACUUCGAGAAAGCGAGGGAUGUGUUUGAAGAGGGAAUUACUACCGUUAUGACUGUACGCGACUUCACCCUCAUCUUCGACUCCUACGUCGAGUUCGAAGAGUCCAUCAUUGGCAAUUUGAUGGACGGUGCGGCGACUCGGUCCGAAAAGGGCAAGGUCGACGAGGAGGCCGACUUCGACCUUGAUCUCCGCAUGUUGCGCUUCGAGCAAUUGAUGGAUCGCAGACCUUUCCUCGUCAAUGAUGUUCUUCUUCGACAGAACCCUCACAAUGUCAUUGAAUGGGAAAAGAGAGUGGCGCUUUGGGGAGACAAUAAGCAAGAAGCUGUUCAAACUUACACAGAUGCAAUCGCAGCUAUUGGCCCCAAGAAAGCCCACGGAAAGUUCUCCGAGCUCUGGAUCAAUUACGCCAAGCUUUACGAGAACGGCGGUGACCUGAACACUGCUAGAGUUAUCUUUGACAAGGCCGUCAAGGUUCCAUUCAAGGCUGUGGCAGAGUUGGCAGAGGUUUGGUGUGAAUGGGCUGAAAUGGAACUGCGCGCCGAAAACUUUGAAAAGGCAGUCAGUGUCAUGGCCAAGGCCACUCAGGCACCCAAGAAGUCAACUGUUGAUUACUUUGACGAGAGUCUCUCCCCACAACAACGAAUCCACAAGAGCUGGAAAUUGUGGAGCUUCUAUGUGGAUCUCGUUGAGAGUGUCUCCUCCCUGGAUGAGACCAAGGCAGUCUAUGAGCGAAUCUUCGAGCUUCGGAUCGCCACACCUCAAACUGUCGUCAAUUAUGCCAACCUCCUGGAAGAAAACAAAUAUUUUGAAGAGUCCUUCAAGGUCUACGAGCGAGGAUUGGAUCUUUUCACCUAUCCGGUUGCAUUCGAGCUCUGGAAUCUGUACUUGACCAAGGCCGUGGAUCGCAAGAUCGGCAUCGAGCGUCUCCGAGACUUGUUCGAGCAAGCCCUGGAAGAAUGUCCCCCGAAAUUCGCCAGGUCUCUAUACUUGAUGUACGGCAGCUUGGAAGAGGAGCGAGGUCUCGCCAGACACGCCAUGCGGAUCUACGAACGUGCCACUCGGGCUGUGUCCGACGAGGACCGAUUCGAAAUAUUCGAGUUCUACAUCACCAAGUCUGCUUCCAACUUCGGUCUUACAUCAACAAGACCGAUUUACGAGCGAGCCAUUGCCGCACUGCCCGACCAAGAGGCAAAGGAAAUGUGUCUCAAGUUCGCCGAAAUGGAACGACGACUCGGUGAAAUCGACCGUGCCCGUGCAAUCUAUGGCCACGGAUCUCAAUUCUGUGAUCCUCGGACGAGCGCUCACUUCUGGAAGAGGUGGGAUGACUUCGAAGUCAACCACGGAAACGAAGAUACAUUCGGUGCAAUGCUCACCACCAAGAGAACUACACAGGCUAAAUUCAACACCGAUGUCAACUUUAUCGCAUCCCAGGCCAUUGCUCGGGGCCAACAGGAACUCCAGGGAGAAGAUGGUGGCGACCAAGAAGGCGCCGAUGCCAUGGCUGAACUGGAGCGUCAAGCCCGGGCUCCCGUCGGCUUCGUUGCCGCUAGCAGCGGACCCGAGGGAGGCAACCGACCCCCUCCAGCCCAAGCACCAGCUCCCGCCGCCAACCCCGAUGCUAUCGACCUUGACAUGGACGAGGAUUAG
Molecule: messenger RNA, 2517 nt
Organism: Penicillium olsonii
Lineage: Eukaryota; Fungi; Ascomycota; Eurotiomycetes; Eurotiales; Aspergillaceae
Source: the annotation of a GenBank genome assembly